AUGGAUCCGCCGUCUCUCCACGAACUUGCCGAGGAGGCGACAUUCGAGAGCUACGACGGUAGAACGAUCAUCUCGAUCCCAAAUGUGGAGAAGCUUUCCGGCCUCGACCAGCUCAAGGUCUUCAAAAUAGCAGAGGAACAGCUGCUCUCAGGCGGGCAGCGGAUGUCGAGUGCGGUUGAUUCCCAAGAGCUGCGGUCCAGACUCGACUUGUUGACACCGGAGCCGUCGGGCGAAGAAGAGUCGAACAAGGGAUGGAUGGCUGAGGCAUAUCGGGAACUUGAACGCGACGGCUGUCCUCCCUGCCACCCGCUCUACGACACCUUUCCUCUGCAAGACCCGGCCGAGAAGUACCGGCCGAUCAUAGACUGGUGGCGCUUCUACGGCGGAGACCUGGAGGAGACUUUUUUCUGCGAACAGCGACGGGAUUGGAAAAACUUCCGCUCCUGGCAGUCACAGAGGCGAGCCCUGAAUGCUACCGAUGAGCGAUUUAAUCGAUAUGUGGCCAAGAUUCGCGAAUGCCGACAAAAGUAUAGCCUGGAUAAACCAUCCGAGAGAGUGGCCUAUGCAGCAGCUGUGGAGUGCAAACAAAACCAGCUGCAACUGCACCAGAACCUGCUGGACUGGAUCGAACAGCAACGACGUGCCAUGGAUCCACAAAGCCGUCUGCUACCUGGCGAAAAGAGGAAGAGGGACUCCGACAAUAACGGCCACGACAACGAGAUGCAGAUGUGUUCCAAGAGGAGAGAAUGCACUGCAGGCCCGGGGCAGCAACAUGCUAAGGUGCUGCUAUUGACUCGACGCAUCACCCGAGCACAGCGCUGCCAGCUCUAUGGAAAGGAUGCCCAGCUGGUCCAGCUGGGGCGACAUGGCGAGCUGCUUGUACAAGACGGGCGGGCAAGCUGAGGAGCCUGGUGUUGUCUGUAAGCCAAGACCAAGUCCUAUAGAGCUCAUAAGAAGAUCAGACAAGGCCAGCAAGGUCUGGAAACCGGAUACAGUUUCAGCGGUUUCAGGAGGCUUUCAAGGGCUUCCAGAGACCCAGAUAAAUAGUCGAUAGCUUGCCCUCUCGAUAGUUGUAAUAGAAUCAAGCUUCAACGCUCUUU
Molecule: messenger RNA, 1100 nt
Organism: Cryphonectria parasitica EP155
Lineage: Eukaryota; Fungi; Ascomycota; Sordariomycetes; Diaporthales; Cryphonectriaceae
Exons: 5
Coding region: 1-903 (300 amino acids)
Source: RefSeq, a predicted model, not a curated record